GGAAGAAAAUAGAUCCACUGAGGACCCAGCAAGGACCAGUUGAGGACUGGAGAUGUUGGACACCAUCCUCCCUUCCCUACAGGACCUGGGCAGGAAUGUAUUGCCCACACUGCCCUUGCUGAGCCAGGAGGAAGUCUCUACUAUUUGGGAGCAUGUAUCAGAAUUUGUGGAACGACAGCUAUCUGUACACAAGGGGGUUCAGAUUCCAGGACUUGGAACUUUUACUUUCAUGAGACAAAAACUUGAGGUGGGGAACAAGUUUCUUCUGUUUCAGAGGCCCGUAUUUGUCAUGGCGGAGAAGUUAGUACAGCUCCAUGGACUGAAACAGAACAAAGUACACACUCCUGGUGAUAUCCCAGUUGUUCCACUUAAUUUUGCCAUGAUAUCCCUGGAGGGUUCAUUUAACAGGGAUACAGUGGAAGGAUGUGUGAAGGAGACGCUGCUUUUUUUGUCACGAUCCAUUUCCAUAAAAAAAAAUGUGGAGUUUAUAUUCAAAGGAAUCGGAGUUCUCGUGAUCAGAGACAGCAGGGUGAAGAUGAGAUUUUUGAAGGACUUCCUUUUCAAGAUGGAUGGAAGUGGGGCUUUGGCAAAAGCCCUAGCAAAUAGGCCUGGCACAGUGGACUCCGUGUUAUCUAGCACAGAGAACUUCAAGGAGCAGACUAACAAUGUGCUUGCAUUUCCAAGGAUUGAGCUUAAGGAGAUGGAGAACAAACCACCUAUGGAGACCAUUGUAGAAGAAGGUGGGAAGAAUAAACCAAGGAAGUGCAAGUUAAAAGACGGGACAGACAAAGAAGGUGUCAGAGAGAUCUUAUCACCCAAGAAACUUCCAGAUAGAAAAGCUGCCUCCCCUGGCAAAGUGAGAGGCGCCAACUUGCUGAACAAGUUUGAGCAGAGUGGGAGACAGGGGAAGAGUGUGAACCCAGAAAGCUUAACUCCUUCAAGGUGUCUGAAAAAUGGCAAUGAAAUGAAAGCUACAAUUUCUCCAGCUACUACUUGCCAGGAUCACAAUAGGGCAGGACAGGAGAUGUGUUAUGUAUGUUUGCAACGAGCACAACGAAAUUUCCCAUUGUACUACAAUGAGGAGAGGAAGAAGAAAGACAUGGAAGAUGAGCGACUCAUACAACAAUAUCAAAUGUGGAAAGAUCAAGAGACUUUCUUUAAACAUCAGUUGAGAAGUCUGGCUAAUAGAGAACAGAAUCAAAAAAACGCUGCUUAUAAUCUUGGAGUUGCUGAAGCUAUGAGAAUCCACAAGAAUGAGAAACCUGACUUUUAUAAAUCCUUCCUAUUUGAUAAACGGCCACUCAGUCCUGAGAUUAAGGCUUUAAAGCAAGAGGAAUAUCUCCAAAGCCUCCUGAAACAAAUGGAGAGUAGACGGGAAAAGGAACUAAACCAAAGAGAAAACAAAGAGUUGAUGGAACGCCUAGAACAAGUGCAGCUCACAGAGGAACUUGCUGCACAAAGAGCCAAGUAUAUAAAAGAUAAGAUGGAAGAAACAGAGUGUUACAAGAGAGCUUUGAAUGCACAGAUAAAGAACAGAUUCCCCCAGCUGCCCCUAUUUGAGCCAGACUCUUCUGAGCCCAUCUUUGGCAAUAAUGAGGAUGCACUGGUAGGGGAAAGGCGAGAGCGAGAACAGAAUUACAUGAAGCACCAGCUGGAGGCAGCUGCUAGUCGCAAGAGGAAGGCCAUCCUAAACCAACUGGUCGACCAAAAGCGGGAUCUGCAGAUGCUUCAGAAGACACAAAAAGAGCACCGGGCAGACAGAAAUGCUGAGCUGGAGCGAGUGAACAGAAUGAACCAAAGCUUACAGGAGGACUGGGAGCAGAGUGCUAAAAUGAAGAGGCAAAGGGACCUGGAGGAGAAGGCUUUCGAGCGGGCCUCAGACAAGCUCUUCCUCCUGGACCAGUGUGAGCAGUAUCGGCGCUGUAGGCAGUGCCAGCGCAGCACCUCCAACACAGGCCACAGCAACCUGUGGCCCGUGAACAAGCACCUGUGUGGCUCCCGGUUGUUUGUGUAA
Molecule: messenger RNA, 2014 nt
Organism: Phyllostomus hastatus (greater spear-nosed bat)
Lineage: Eukaryota; Metazoa; Chordata; Mammalia; Chiroptera; Phyllostomidae
Gene: CCDC81
Product: coiled-coil domain containing 81
Exons: 15
Coding region: 53-2014 (653 amino acids)
Cellular component (GO): centrosome
Source: RefSeq, a predicted model, not a curated record